Thlaspi arvense is the source of this 186-nucleotide messenger RNA. Lineage: Eukaryota; Viridiplantae; Streptophyta; Magnoliopsida; Brassicales; Brassicaceae. The record is from the annotation of a GenBank genome assembly.
AUGCCAAAGGAAAUGCGUUCUCAUGGUGUACCAGAACCAAGACUACAGCUGUUAUCAAGCGUGAGUGGAGUCUUCUCUCCUGGUGUUCUUACAGAUUUAGUUGGAUCGAGCGGUGCAGGCAAAACUAUAUUGAUGGAUGUUCUUGCGGGUCGAAAGACUGGUGGAUAUACCAAGGGAGAUAUCUGA